Molecule: messenger RNA, 1185 nt
Organism: Fimicolochytrium jonesii
Lineage: Eukaryota; Fungi; Chytridiomycota; Chytridiomycetes; Spizellomycetales; Powellomycetaceae
Product: guanylate-binding protein
Exons: 3
Coding region: 1-1185 (394 amino acids)
Molecular function (GO): GTP binding; GTPase activity
Source: RefSeq, a predicted model, not a curated record
AUGGGUUGCGGAGCCUCUAAACAGGAGCCCAGAAUACGGCAGGAUGGCGUCGACAACCCCGAACCAGCGCCGAAGAAGGCAUCGAUUUCAAAUGGACCUCACAUGUCGGAGGUGACGCAUGCUCAGUCGCGGGAUGACAAGGACCCAGCUGUUCGCCAGCUCUCCAAGCUUGGUUCGGCGGAAGCGCUCGGGUGUCCGCCUGGGCUCGAUGCUACCCCUGCGAAUCUUGUCGCACUACAUCACAGCCCCAUCCAGUUCAUUCAUAGGGACCACAAUGAGUCAAAAGAACGACCGACAUUUACCAUAUCCCCAGAAGGGAAGACUCUUCUGGAAGGGAUCCAAGAUAAAGUUGCCGUGAUAGGGAUUGUGGGCACCUUUGGACACGGAAAGUCAUUCUUGAUGAAUCAACUGGUAGGGAUCCAGGACGGGUUUGCACUAGGAUCAAAAUCUCAUGGAGAAACGCGCGGAGUUUGGAUUUGGGCAUUAAAACGCACGGACAGAGGUGAGACGGUACUCCUCCUCGACUUUGAAGGGUUAGCGGACACAGAGAACCCGGACCCUGCAUAUGAUAUGCAGCUGUUCACUCUGGGCAUGCUCCUGAGCUCGUGUCUGAUAUACAACUGUAUUGCCGGUGCAAUCGAUGCGAACCAGCUCAACAGCUUGAGCUGCAUCACUCAAAUAGCCAAGCAUCUUCAUCCGAAAAGCCAACCUGAAACUAGUAGUGGCUUUGACAUAUACUUCCCAAGUCUAGUGUGGGUCCUCAGAGAUGCCAAUCUGGAUCAUGAGUCAGUUGACGGGAAAGAGCAAACCGAUGAUGAGUAUCUCGAAGAGAAGCUCAAAGAGGAAGCCGCGUUAGAUGACAAGUCGGAAACUGCCAACGAAGUCCGUCGAGCCAUCAAAGAGACUUUCAAAUCCCGUCACCUUCGGCGCAUGCCCAGACCAGUUCAUAGCAACCAUCAGCUGAAGUACAUCGAGAAGGCGGACCCCUUCAAGAUCAAGACCAUUUGGUACGAGAAAAUGGAUGAGCUUCGUCGGCUGGUUCUGUCGGUCUCACCGCCAAAAGAGAUCUACUCUCCUGCACUUCAGAAAGUUGAACAAGUCAGCGGACCCGCAUUCCUGGCGAGGGCGCAGACAUAUAUAGAUAUCUUCAACAGAGGCGAUAUGCCAACCUUCAGCGACACGUAA